Messenger RNA from Xiphophorus hellerii (green swordtail), 1941 nucleotides. RefSeq names its product trehalase (brush-border membrane glycoprotein) (gene treh). The transcript is spliced from 15 exons. Gene Ontology annotation, molecular function: alpha,alpha-trehalase activity. Gene Ontology annotation, biological process: trehalose catabolic process. The record is from RefSeq and is a predicted model, not a curated record. Lineage: Eukaryota; Metazoa; Chordata; Actinopteri; Cyprinodontiformes; Poeciliidae. The coding region runs from base 18 to 1757 and encodes 579 amino acids.
UCGACUCAUCGCUCAAAAUGGAGAAUCGUGUUGUCUUCUGCUUUUCAUUCAUAACUCUGUUUAUUUGUGUGAAAUGUUCAUUGCCUCCUCCAUGCGACAGUGAAAUCUACUGCUCAGGCCCCAUCCUGCAUCACAUGCAGGAAGCAAAGCUGUUCAACGAUGACAAACACUUUGUAGACAUGAAGCUGAAGUCGCCUCCUGGUGAAGUUUUGGCGGCUUUUCAAACGCUGUUAAACGAGUGGCCAAACUCCAGCAUCCCAGCCAAGGAGCUCCAGGAGUUCCUGGAGGCAAACUUUGACAAACCGGGGACGGAGUUUGAGACGUGGACGCCGACCGACUGGCAGGAAAAGCCGCGGUUCCUGAGUGGAAUCGCAGACGAGAAGCUGCGGCUGUGGGCGGAGCAGAUUCACGGCCUGUGGAAAUCUCUGGGCAGAAAGAUGCAAACCAGUGUCAAAGAUCACCCGGAGCUCUAUUCUCAGAUUUUCACCCCAAAUCCGGUCGUGGUUCCGGGCGGCCGCUUCAGGGAGUUCUACUACUGGGACUCCUAUUGGGUCAUCAACGGGCUCAUUUUGUCGGAGAUGACGGAAACGGCGUACGGAAUGAUUCAGAACUUCCUCUUCUUGGUCGAAAGAUACGGGUUCGUUCCCAACGGCGGGCGGGUUUACUACGAGCGGCGCAGCCAGCCUCCCUUCCUGCCGCUGAUGGUGGAGAGCUACUACGGAGCAACCGGCAACCAGCAAUUCCUCCGCGGAGCUCUACCGGCUCUGGAGACGGAGUACCGGUUCUGGAUGCAGAACCGUUCAGUAACUGUGACGGUAGCCGGGUCAGAACACGUUCUGAACCGGUUCAACGUGGAGGCGGACCUGCCCAGGCCUGAAUCGUACACAGAUGAUCUGGAAUUAGCCGAAGGACUCUCCGAUGAGGCCAGACAGCUGCUGUUCAUGGAUCUGAAGGCCGGCAGCGAGUCCGGCUGGGACUUCACGUCCCGCUGGUUCAUAAACGCCAGCGGCCAGAACGACGGGACGCUCAGAGACACGCGGACCAGCCAGAUCCUCCCCGCCGACCUGAACGCCCUGCUCUGCCGCAACGAGAGACUCCUGGCCUCUUUCCACCGGCUGCUGGGUAACAACGAGUCGGCUGCUCUGUACGAGCGAGCGGCGGCGCGCAGGACGCAGGCGAUGGAGGCGCUGCUGUGGGACGCAGAGAGGGGCGCGUGGUUCGACUACAACCUGCUGACGAACUCCAAACAUUUUGACUUCUACCCGUCCAACCUGGCGCCGGUCUGGGCCCAGUGCUACUCCCAGCCGGACAUGGGGGAGAAGGCGCUGCAGUACCUGAAGGCGAGCGGCGCUCUGGACUUCCCCAACGGCGUGCCGACGUCACUGAGGGACUCUGGGCAGCAGUGGGACUAUCCCAACGCCUGGCCGCCUCUGCAGCACAUGCUCAUCGAAGGUUUGUCCAAACUGUCUUCAGAGGAGGGAAAGAAGCUGGCGUUUGAUCUGGCGCAGCGCUGGAUCAACACGAACUGGCGGGCCUAUGAGAUAUACAAAGCCAUGUUUGAAAAGUACGACGUGAACGGAGACGGAAAACCAGGCGGAGGUGGAGAAUACGACGUCCAGCUGGGCUUUGGUUGGACCAACGGCGUGGCCCUGCAGCUCCUGGAUCAGUAUGGGGCGACUCUCACCUCGGGAGGCGGCCGUGUGCGCGCUGACCUCCUGCUGCCUCUGGUCGCCUCCGUCGCUCUCAUGCUCCGGUGAAUCGGAGGUGUCAGAAGAACCCGGCUGAGGCUUGGAUUUUAUUUUAGCAUUCAUGUUUCGACUCACACUUCCUCCUCCACGCCUCGUCCACAGACUACAGAGACUAACGAGGAUGUUUUUUACCGCAGAGGUAGCUGCAGCAACCUAAUAUAAUUACUGUUAAUUGGUUUCAUUCCUCUGAGGU